Molecule: messenger RNA, 1197 nt
Organism: Lodderomyces beijingensis
Lineage: Eukaryota; Fungi; Ascomycota; Pichiomycetes; Serinales; Debaryomycetaceae
Source: the annotation of a GenBank genome assembly
AUGAUUAACGCUAUCUCAUCUCCACUUCCACCAUAUACUGCUGUUGACCCGUCGCUGAAGGACGUUGGAGCACCACACGAACCACCAUGUUCAGAUACGCAACAAGGCCCAGGUGAAAUCGAGGCAACUACUGCUUCUAAACACCCACCUACUGCAACGGCUACUGUUGCUGGUGCUGGUGCUGCUGGUGCUGACAGCACUGUUGCAACUUUAGUCAACGAUUUUGACAAGAUCGAUGUCUCGCACCCUGACUCUACUUCGGAGUCUGAGUCAAAGUCAUCGGCCAAGCCGCAACGCCAAGUGUCUUGCUCGUAUUGCACGAAAGAACGGAAAUUGGUAAUGAGCAGCUCUCGCCCUGCUCACGUCUUUGGCGUUUACGUCAGCGAGGAUUCGAGACUAAAAUACGAGCAGUCCUUGAAAAGCAAAGACGACGCCUUGAGGACGUUGCAGCAGAAUGGAAUCGGUAUUCCCGUGUUGAAAGGAGUAUUCAAUACGAAAAUUGACGACCCCUUGUUUAUGACUUUUUGGAAGUAUUACCCCCCGGAGUUUGGUUCGUUUGAUUUCCAAAAGGACUACAAGACUUUCUGCACUGUCAAGAGGUACAACAGACCAUCAUACGACUGCUAUGUUUUCGAGUUUACUCCCGAUAUCAGUUCACCCGAGCUGAAUUUUUCAAUUACAAUGUUUAGCCACUGCGUGCGCCCAAUAAAUGACUACAUAUACAACGGGGAGAGGACCCGCUGGGUGGAUGAGUCGAAAAACUCGAGUACUAGUGAUUUCAAGCGUCGGAGGUUCCUGUUUAGCUCCAAGAUACAACACGAAUUCAAGCAUACAUUGCUUCUGCCACUUCAGCCAGCAUUGACUGACGACUGGGACGGCUCGAGUACCAAGUUGGAGGUCCGUUCGCCGAGCAGCUUAAUGAAAGUGGCCUUGGGUCUAUCGGCCAAGUCGCCGGGUGAAUACUAUGGAAAUGGCGUAUUUGGAAAAUGCACAAAGGAAGCAAAGAAGCCAGCUGUACUCAAGCUACGGGACAGCUGCACGCGCAAAGAUAUGCAUUUGGAAUGCGUUGUAUCGGUGGGGAUCGACGCUCUAGUCUCCGCCUGUAUUGUGAAAGUUUUACUCACGAGCAAGUCCUACAUCGACAACGACAAGAAAAGACAAUACCAACUACAGAAUCCCAACUCAUUUGCUGCUUAA